UUUGGUCGAAUUACAUUUUAAAUUUCAGUGCGCGCUCCUCUACCAAACCAGAGAGCCGGAGGAGCUGGUAACCCGCUUCACCAUCCACAGCCUGCCUCCACGCUACUAACAAACACCUGAGAACACCGCAGAAUGUCUGAAGAAAAGCCAAAGGAGGGAGUGAAGACGGAGAACGACCACAUUAACCUCAAGGUAGCUGGUCAGGAUGGGUCAGUCGUACAGUUCAAAAUCAAAAGGCACACUCCACUCAGCAAACUAAUGAAGGCGUACUGCGAAAGACAGGGUUUGUCAAUUCGUCAGAUAAGGUUUAGGUUUGAUGGACAGCCAAUUAAUGAAACAGACACACCUGCACAGCUGGAGAUGGAGGAUGAGGACACUAUUGAUGUAUUUCAGCAACAGACAGGAGGAGUCCAUUCUUAAGUGGGAUGUGAAGUCUUGGAAGAACACCAACACCAUUUCUUUCUCAUGUAUUUGUUUUUUUUCUGUUUCUCCUUAACACUUUUUUUUUCUUCCACUGUGCUUGGCUAAAUGUCAUGAUGAUUUCCAACAAAAAGGUUUUCAUUGGGGGCCAAAUCUUCUCUUUGAGAUGCAGGGUAACUUUUAAAACACGUUUUAUUCACAUAAAUGGAUGAUUUCCAAUUGUCCAAGGCAGGGAAAUGUCUCAAAUCGGAUAUGGCCUGUAAUGAAAAAGAACCCACUGUGGUGUUGAGAUGACCUCCUGCAUGUCUCAUAAAUCAUAAGCUGAAGUACAUGACAAUUUAAUGUUUAUUUUCACUUUUUAAGUUUUCCAGAUUGUUGUAAGCAUCAAAAUUCACAAUGGGCAUAGCUAUUUUAAAUCAUAUACUUGGUAGGGUUAUGUGAGGAGCAGUGCUGGACUGGAGACAGUAGUAAUCUGUCUGUAGAUGGGAAAGACAUUACAACAUAUUGUUCAUGUAACUGGUAGUUUUUUUUCUGGUUUGUAUUGUUUUUUUAGAGGACCAUUCAAGAGAAUUUGAGGGGUCCAUUCCCCAUUUACCUUUAACAAGAGACAUGUUUGUGCUUGGGAAGAUCCAUAUGAAUGAUUUACCUCAAUACUCUUACCCUCAAAAGCAGAUUUAAGUGAAUGGUAAAUAAAGUAUGGGAAGGUUUCUGGACCAAAAAUCCUACAUGUAAACCGUUCUUUUAUAAAAAGGGUUUGGUUAAUAUAAAAAUGUAGAUGUAAAGGUGUCUGUAACUCACUGCUUCAUAUUGUUAAACAGGGGGCAAACAUAUGUAAAUUGACUUCUUUAUACCUUUUUAGGACCUUAGAAAAAAACAUAUAAUCUUUACCAGUUCAGAAAGCGUCUCAUCUAAAGUGAAAUAUUUCAGUCUAUACAUACAUGCUGUGUUGCCAAUUUGAAUAAGUUUGUAAAAAGUCUAUCCAAACAUUAUCAGCUUGUUCUUUGUUUGAUGCUUGUGUGUUGGUAGAAAUUUUCUUGUAUAAGAAUGUCCACCUGCAUUUUUAAGAAUUAACGUUUUAGAUUUUGCACGGCGACAUUGGCAGAUAUUCCAUUUUUCUAUUUUGAUUUGUACAUUAUUUGUUGUCCCUAUACUGUAUACAAUAAAUAUAGUUUGAUACUCA
This is a messenger RNA of Amphiprion ocellaris (clown anemonefish), 1600 nucleotides long. RefSeq names its product small ubiquitin like modifier 3b (gene sumo3b). NCBI's taxonomy places the organism in Eukaryota, Metazoa, Chordata, Actinopteri, Pomacentridae. Gene Ontology annotation, biological process: protein sumoylation. The transcript is spliced from 4 exons. The record is from RefSeq and is a predicted model, not a curated record. Bases 133 to 420 code for a protein of 95 amino acids. Gene Ontology annotation, cellular component: nucleus. Gene Ontology annotation, molecular function: ubiquitin-like protein ligase binding; protein tag activity.